Messenger RNA from Varanus komodoensis (Komodo dragon), 12498 nucleotides. It is a transcript of the gene NSD3, whose product is annotated as nuclear receptor binding SET domain protein 3. Gene Ontology annotation, cellular component: nucleus; chromatin. The record is from RefSeq and is a predicted model, not a curated record. NCBI's taxonomy places the organism in Eukaryota, Metazoa, Chordata, Lepidosauria, Squamata, Varanidae. The transcript has 25 exons. Gene Ontology annotation, biological process: regulation of DNA-templated transcription. Gene Ontology annotation, molecular function: histone H3K36 methyltransferase activity. Bases 2059 to 6369 code for a protein of 1436 amino acids.
UCCGGUCAAGAUGGUUCCCUGAACGGUGGCGGGCUCAGGUGCUCCGUAACCCAGCAUCGGUUCUGCUGCUUAAAUCCAGCGUUGGAGGCCCCGGAAGGUACUUACUCGCCGAGGGAAGCCGCUGUUGCUACUCCGGUGCUGUGGGAAGGUGUUUUCGCCUGCUGCUCGGGCUCAGUUUUGGCAGCGCUUCCGCGGCCUAAUCUCGGCAAAAGCCGGGAGGGAAAUGGCGGCGGGAAAACCGUCGGAACGGAGCAGAGGCCCUCGCGCUGCCUGCAAAAUGGCUACCCCGCCUCCGCCACCCCCUGGAAAACUCACUGCCGAGCAUCUUACCCCUGUUGCAGUCCCUCCCCGCUUCCUUGAAAUCAACCACGGUUUCACUGCAAAAUGCCUCAAAGGGCGUAGAACAAAGGAGGGAUGACUUCAGCAAGAACCUCCUCUUUUGAACGGAAAAACUCUGAUUUGCAAGAUAUGUGAAGUGCGCGAAAGGCCCUACCGGCCCAAAAUAGCCUGAAAACAAGAGAGGUUUCCGGCAAAAAUAGCAUAAAGAUUGUUGGUGUGCACCACCCCAGUAUAACUGGAAAAAGUUGCAGAGAGAAACUUUGAAAUUGCCGGUGAAACAUCCCUGCUACUUGAAAGAGCACCAGUUCCCCAGCCCUCCUGGCGACUGAAACCAUCCACACAUAAUCAACACAGAAUCAAGGAGGUUAUUUAAAGCCAGCAUGUAAGAAGGGAACACUCCACUAGGGGCCUCACAGCAAGAGCUGUUCUCUCGCACAUAUUUGACUCUACAAGGCCAGUUUCACAAAAAAUGAAUAAAUAAAUAAUCACCCUUUAAUGUUGGUGUGUGGGACUGCAGAAGCCUCAUGAGUGCACAUGAUGUGGAAAUGCUCAGUGGUGGUCUCCAUCUGGACAGAAGUUGUUAGACUCACCAACUUCAUCCUAAAUAUGUCAUUCUUGAUUAAAGAUGUCAGUGUAUCCCUGAAUAACAUUCUCACAUCCAGAAAGCUAUUCUCUGGCUGCCACCAAUAUUCUCUGGACUAUGCCAGUGCUCAUUGUGGCUAAGAGACUCAUACUAUUUAUUAUUUAUAACGUUUUUAUGCCACACCCAUCGCAGAAGCCUCAGUGGAAAGACAAAUCAUCUCCCUCAACCACACAGUAGACUGAGGACUUUACAACAUUGGCAUGCUAUGAGAAAAUAUGCCCCUGACAACUUCAUCUGAACAAUCAUUUGACAUUUAGUCAAAUUUGUCUGAACUUAAGGAUGUGAAAUAGGAACUUGGAAUGUUUAAGUGUAUCCGUAUAAGUAUACACAUAUACAUACAUAUUAGUAAUACUAGUUCAGUGUAUCUCUGAUCAUUUGUGACAAUAUGUUUUUGUGUUUGGUAAAAAAUAAAUAUAUUUAAAAUGUUAAGCAACAGUCUCAAGUGUCAUCUUAAGGACAGAUAAAUAUAUUAUUAGAUCCAUUUUGAAAACUGCAUGUCGACUUCAUCAGAUGUACAUAGGUCUGUGAAGUAAACACAGAAAUGCAGAAUGUAUAAACAUGAAUAGUGACUUUAUUAACAGAAUUAGCUUAUUGGCAGGAGUCAUUUGCAAAGCACUUGCUGGGUACUAAUGCACUCAUUUCUGCACUGGCGAGCAGAUGAAACCUGUAGUGUGUGUGUUUUUUUCUGAAAAAGAACAUGCAGCAUUGUCCCAAUUCAAGCAACAGGAGUAGGGUUGAGCCGCUUGCUGUACUGUAGUUCAGCCAUAUCUUGGAGUCAGUCUUUGGAGUUCCUGACCCAACUUGAGGUUAGUGGCAAAGCUUGGACAGUUGAAGUGUUCUCCACUGGUCUUCGAAGACUGCUAUUUCUGAUGUCAGAUGGUAGUCCUGCAGGUAAACACUCUAUUGUUUACAGAGUGCAUGUGAGCAGCUUUGGAAGCCUUUUUGAAUGAGGAUGCAAUAAAAUACUUUAACCAGUGAAUGAAAAUAUCCAUGAUCUACUUCCCUUCCUGGAUGAAGAUACUUCCCUCUCAAGCCCUAUGAGAAAAAGGGAAAGCUAAGGAUGCUGGAGCAGAACAAUGGAUUUCUCCUUCUCUUUCAUGCAAGGGAUCAUGGGAAACACAAUUCAGCAACCACCUCAACUCAUUGACUCGGCUAACAACCGCCAAGAGGAUGCUUUUGAUGCCAAUAGUGACAUCACCGAAGAUGGUAGACAGACACCAUAUGAAGCUGCCCUUGCCUUGCAGCAAGGUUUUCAGUAUCCUACACCAACAACAGAGGACCUUCCACCCCUUAUUAAUGGAUUUCCACCAAUCGGCAUGUAUGAACCCCAAGCCAAAUACCAAUCAUAUAGUCAGUAUCCCAAUGGUUCAGCUAAUGGCUUUGGCACAGUCAGAAACUUUAGUCCACCAGAGUAUUAUCAAAUGGAGAACUCUAACAUAAGGCCACAUGAAAUUCUGGAAAAGCAGUCUCCACCACAGCCUCCACCUCCUUCAGUAUCCCAAACGGUGAUUCCAAAGAAGACUGGUUCACCAGAAAUAAAAUUAAAAAUAACCAAAACUAUCCAGAACGGCAGGGAAUUGUUUGAGUCCUCUCUAUGUGGGGACCUUUUAAAUGAAGUACAAGCAAGCGAGUAUGCGAAGUCAAAACAUGAAGGGAGAAAAGAGAAAAGGAAAAAAAGCAGCAAACAUGAUUCUUCCCACUCAGAAGAGCGCAAAUCACAUAAAAUUCCAAAACUAGAACCAGAGGAACAAAAUAGACCAAAUGAGAGGCUUAGUACACUGCCUGAAAGACCGAGGGAAGAAACAGUAGUGUUGGACGAAACCCCGGCUCAGCAGUCAUCUCCUCCUCAAACGCAAACAACAAGUGAUAUCAAAUUUGAGGUUGGGGAUCUCGUCUGGUCCAAAGUGGGGACAUAUCCAUGGUGGCCCUGCAUGGUCUCAAGUGAUCCACAGCUUGAGGUUCAUACCAAAAUCAACACAAGAGGUGCACGAGAAUAUCAUGUUCAGUUCUUCAGCAACCAGCCCGAGAGGGCAUGGGUGCAUGAAAAGCGGGUGCGAGAGUACAAGGGACGUAAACAGUACGAUCAGUUGGUGGCAGAGGCUGCUAAGCAAGCCAACCACUCUGAAAAACAGAAGAUUCGCAAACCAAGGCCACAGAGAGAGCGUGCACAGUGGGACAUUGGCAUUGCCCAUGCUGAGAAAGCAUUGAAAAUGACCCGGGAAGAGAGGAUAGAACAGUACACCUUCAUCUAUGUUGAUAAAGAGCCGGAAGAGGCUUUGUCAAAAGCCAAGAGGACUGCCACGCCUAAGACAGAGGCUAAAAAGAACCGUAGAUCUAAACCAUCACCGAGCCCUCAGUCAGAACAGACCAGUGAGGUUUUGGCAACAUCCUCUCCAUCUAAUACUGAGGUGCGGAGACAUAGUCAGAGGAGGCAGUCCAGUGUGGAAGAAGAGCCACCUCCUGUGAAAAUAGCAUGGAAAACUGCCGCAGCCAGAAAAUCUUUACCCGCAUCGAUAACCAUGCACCAGGGGACUUUGGACCUUCAGAAAUGUAAUAUGUCUCCAGUUGUUAAAAUUGAACAAGUUUUUGCUCUCCAGAAUGCCGCCGGGAAUGGAAAAUUCAUUGAUCAGUUUGUUUACUCUACCAAGGGUUUAGGAAACAAACCAGAAAUAAUCAUCAAGGGGCAUGACAAACUCACGUCCGUCUCAAACCAACGAAACGAGAGAGCAUCCUCCCAGAGUGCACCCUCUCCUGAAUCAUCUUCUGGGUUGGCAAGUUCUGUAGAAAAGAAGCAUCAGAGAAGAUCAAUACGAACUCGCUCAGAGUCUGAGAAAUCCACUGAAGUUGUGCCAAAGAAGAAGAUCAAAAAGGAGCAGGUAGAAACAGUUCCACAGGCAGCAGUGAAGACUGGAUUACAGAAAGGUGCCAGUGAGAUUUCAGAUUCUUGUAAGCCUCUAAAGAAAAGAAGUCGUGCUUCAACAGACGUUGAGCUGACCAGUUCUGCAUACAGAGAUACAUCUGACUCUGACUCAAGAGGAUUGAAUGAUCUACAGGGUAGCUUUGGCAAGCAGUCUGACAGCCCCUCAGCAGCAGCAGAUGCUGAUGCGUCAGAUGUACAGUCCGUGGACUCCAGCCUGUCUCGAAGAGGUUCUGGGACAAGCAAGAGAGACACUGUUUGUCAGAUUUGUGAAAGCUCUGGUGAGUCGCUAGUGUCCUGCGAAGGCGAGUGCUACAGGGUCUUCCAUACAGAAUGCCUGGGAUUGAGCUCACAGCCUGACGGGAAGUUCAUCUGCCUGGAGUGCAAAAAUGGACAACAUCCAUGCUUUUCGUGCAAGCUACCUGGCAAAGAUGUGAAACGCUGCUCUGUCAGUGCAUGUGGCAAAUUUUAUCACGAGUCCUGCGUCCGCAAGUUUGCUACAGCUGUAUUUGAGUCCCGCGGAUUCCGGUGCCCACAGCACUGCUGUACCGCCUGCUCUAUGGACAAGGAUAUUCAUAAAGCAAGCAAAGGUCGCAUGGUGAGAUGUUUGAGAUGCCCCAUUGCCUAUCACUCGGGAGAUGGCUGUAUUGCUGCGGGAAGUUUGUUUGUGUCAUCCCACAUUCUCAUCUGUAGUAACCAUUCCAAAAGGAGCAAUCACUCUUCAUCAGCUGUAAAUGUAGGCUUUUGUUUCGUUUGUGCAAGAGGGCUGAUAGUGCGAGAUCAUUCAGACCCCCUGUUCAGUUCAUAUGCCAAUAAGUCCCACUACCUACUGAAUGAAUCAAAUCGUGCUGAGUUGAUGAAAUUACCUAUGAUUCCUCCUUCUUCGUCAGCUUCCAAAAAGAAAUGUGAGAAAGGUGGGAAGCUGUUGUGCUGUGAAUCAUGUCCCGCAUCCUUCCACCCGGAAUGUCUGAACAUAGAGAUGCCAAACGGCUCCUGGAACUGCAAUGACUGUAAAGCUGGCAAGAAGCUACGAUACAAGCAGAUUGUUUGGGUCAAGCUUGGAAAUUACAGGUGGUGGCCAGCUGAGAUCUGCAAUCCCAGGUCUGUUCCUCUCAACAUACAGGGCCUCAAACAUGAUAUCGGGGACUUCCCAGUAUUUUUCUUUGGUUCACAUGACUACUACUGGGUACAUCAGGGCAGAGUAUUCCCUUAUGUUGAAGGAGACAAAAGCUUUGCUGAGGGGCAAACUAAUAUUAACAAGACCUUCAAGAAAGCACUUGAAGAAGCCGCAAAGCGCUUCCAGGAACUGAAAGCACAAAGAGAAAGCAAAGAAGCACUUGAGAUUGAGAGGAAUUCAAGAAAACCACCUCCCUAUAAACACAUUAAAUCCAACAAAGUAGUCGGAAAGGUUCAGAUUCAAGUGGCAGACUUGUCUGAGAUCCCUCGGUGCAACUGCAAGCCAACGGACGAGAACCCUUGUGGACUGGAGUCGGAGUGUUUAAACCGAAUGCUGCAGUAUGAAUGCCACCCGCAAGUUUGCCCUGCAGGAGAACGCUGUCAGAACCAGUGCUUUACCAAAAGACUCUAUCCAGAAGCAGAAAUUAUAAAAACUGACCGGCGCGGCUGGGGUCUUAGGACAAAACGGAACAUUAAAAAGGGUGAAUUUGUCAAUGAAUACGUUGGUGAACUAAUUGACGAGGAAGAGUGCAGAUUGCGAAUCAAGCGUGCCCAUGAGAACAGUGUGACCAAUUUUUAUAUGUUGACUGUUACAAAGGACCGUAUAAUAGAUGCUGGCCCAAAGGGGAAUUACUCUCGCUUUAUGAAUCACAGCUGCAACCCCAACUGUGAAACCCAAAAGUGGACAGUGAAUGGGGAUGUCCGAGUCGGACUCUUUGCUCUGUGUGAUAUUCCUGCAGGGAUGGAGUUGACGUUUAAUUACAACCUGGAUUGCCUGGGGAAUGGCAGGACAGAAUGCCACUGUGGAGCAGAUAACUGCAGCGGAUUCCUGGGAGUGCGGCCAAAGACGGCAUGUGCAACAGCAAAUGAAGAGAAAGCUAAGAACGCCAAGUUGAAGCAGAAGAAACGAAAGAUCAAAACAGAGCAGAAGCAGAUGCACGAGGAUAACUGUUUCCAGUGUGGAGACGGGGGUGAAUUGGUCAUGUGUGACAAAAAGGACUGUCCCAAAGCUUACCACCUCCUCUGCCUUAACUUGACACAGCCUCCCUUUGGGAAAUGGGAAUGUCCGUGGCACCAGUGUGACGUCUGCGGCAGCCCUGCCACUGCCUUCUGCGAGUUCUGCCCUCAUGCGUACUGCAAGGAUCACGAGAAAGGAGCACUUGUGGCCUCAGCCUUGGAUGGACGUCCGUGCUGCUCUGAACACAACCCGAAGGCUCCGGUGGCCCUAGAAUACUGGUGCAAGAUCAAGCGCCGCUUGGAACAACAGAAUCCCGAGGAAGAAUCCAAGGAAUAAACAUGUCUUUCUCUUAAAAACACAAAAGCAGCCCACGCCCCUCUGAGUGGUGAAUUGUUACAAAUUUGGAUCAAGUGCCAUGGGACCCUCAGUCUUUGUCUUUAGAACUGCCUCUGUGGAACUCAGACAGGGACCAUCCAAUACGGAGUGGCAGCCGGCCUGGGGCAUGUGCGGUCCAAUCCGUUUUUCCCUUGAGCGUGUCCUUUGGGCUCUCGAAGAACAGGAAAGAAGUGUCUUGACAACCCUUUGUCGUUGUUAGAAGAGGAAACCUUUCUGACAUUGAAAAAAAAAUCAUGUUUAAAAUGUUCUUUGAGUGUAGAAACCAAACAUAGCAAAAAUAUUUAUUUAUUUAAUUUUUUGAUGGACUUUUGAGGAUUUCUGGUCCUAUUACAGUCAGUGUGUAGAAGCACCAGCCUGGUAUCUAUCUCAGUAUGUAUCUGUCAUUUUCCCCCCUGUCUAGUUUCAGAAGUACAAGAAGGAGCUGCCCUGCACACCAGUAGCCUUUCAGAUAAAUCUGUUAGGGGGUGGAUCCAAAACCUGUUGUGGCAGCUGAUGGACAGCUUCAUUCCAUAAAGUUCACCGUGACAAGAGUUUUGAGACAGAAAGAUGGUACCUCUUGCAUUACUUUCCAGUGAGUGAACAAUGAUCGUGGUGCAGAAGUUUUCCCACAGGAAACGAGACGUGAUCCACUUAUCCUUGAAGUGCAUUCCGUUUUACACUACACUUUCAUCUGCAAAAAGUGCCAUCCACUGGGAGCUUUAUCUUUGGUGUUUAGAACCCUAUUUUCUUACAAAAGGAAUUGUGCAGCAGAAGCUUCUGGUGGGUUGUGCCUGUCACAGUCCACUAAUGUUAGUGUGAAAAGGCUGUUGGCAGCCAAGGGAUGUCUCAUGUUUUUGCCCAGUGCCCAGUUUAAUUAUGCAUAUGUCACUUUUCUGCCACUGUUGAAUUUUAAGGCAAUUAAGCAGAUAGAAUUUGGAACAGCGCUUUACUUGUCUAUUGCGAGUCUUGCCAUACCAUCAAGAUCAAGGUAGGGAUCUACUGCCUUCACCACCUGUGUUUCCAGUCUCUUCUCUGAUUGGGUUCUGACGGACUAUUGUUUCAUGGAUCAUGUACAGAACAAAGCUGGCCCCAUGGGUUUGUCCCUAAUAAGGCCCCGAUAACGUUAUAACUCUUAAAUUUGCAAGGCAGAAUUUGGCCUUCAGGUGUGUGCAUUUUAGAUGAUCAAUUUGGUGCUUGUAUCAUGGCACAUUGCCAAUGAUCCCAAUAUCCUUGUAUCACUUGACAUCCAAGCUUCCUCAGCAUUCAAAAGAACUACGAUGUCAUUUGGUUUUAGUAUUUGUAGUAGAGUUUUAUAGUUGAUUUGGCUUUAAAGUUUGUUUUGCUCAAAUGGGACCUCUUCAUUGAAUAAGAAGGGUCAGUCUUACAAAGAAAUGUGUCUAUCUUAGAAAUUAUGUUUUUCAUUAGUAGCUCUUCACAAAUCAACAAAACAGCACUGAAAUAACCAGCUUGACUUACACUUUCUUCCACUGGGUGCUCCAAGGAUCUCUUUAAAGUUAUUUUUUUGUACUGAAGACACUUUUAACUGAAUUAAUGCAUUGAUUCGUUGUGCCAAUACCAGAAAACAGGCAGGCAGGUAUAUUCUUGUAAUGCCAGGAUUUACUUGUUUAGGUUUUCUGAUUAGGCUUUGUAUUCUGCUUUUAAAGGUCUAUGAUCUAAGGGACAAGAAAAUGCAGCUUCUAUUUUCCUCAUUUGUACAGCCAUAAAAAAAAAAAAAAUCAGCACACUACAUUUCUUUUAAAGCACCUAAAAUGUCCCUUAGCUCUUCCAUUCAGUUUGCAGCCUCAUUUUGCAGCCUCCUGAAUAUGGUGGCUUGUUUUUGCUUGCUCGUUUUUUGCAUAUUCCUAAAGAUCUUUGUGGACCAAUUGAAUGGUACAGAGCACUGAAGGAAGAUGCCAAGCACUUGAUUACACUAAAGGGCAAUGCUAGAGGAGAAAAGUAAAAAACACUACAGUUGGUUUAUAUAUAUUAAAAGUUAGGUGUUCGUUUUCUGAAUGUGUUUGACAACCUUUUUUUUUUUUUUAUUAGUGUGGUAUGGGGGAGAAACUCUGGGAAGGAAUUUUGUCCCAGUCUAAAAUUCUAAGCCCAGUACUUUCCUUACACUUUGCUUAUAAAGCUUCUCUGCCCAUUCCAUAAAGCUGGUGGAUGCAGAAUAUUGCAAGUACUCACUCACUCACUCACUCACUCACUCGUUCUCUCUUUAUGCACACAGGCAUGCCUGCACCUCUUCCCCCACACACGUCAGUGCUUUUUCCUUAUACUCCUCUGUCCAAGUAGCCAGGCAUUGCGGAAAUUUUGUGAGAGUGCAUUUUGAGGGGGAAAAUAGCCUUCUGAAAGGAUUUAAUGAUGAUGGGCAACAGAUGUCAUUGAGGAUAUGAUGGAGUUCUGAAAUGUUGCUAUCGUGUUGCCCUUAGGCUGACUGUCUUGGCCCAUAAACAUUAGUACGUCAAAGAGGGGGUUGCUCUCACCCCCCACUUUGACUUCGCGUUUUGCACUGCAUCAGUCCUUCCUUCCUAAGCUGCUUCGGACUGCCAAGCAUACUUUUCAGCCCUUGCUUUUUCACAUGGUUUAAGGAAGCAGCAAGGGAAACUUGCUUCCGCUGCUGAAAACAACCCCCAGCAUUUUUCUAGAGUGGCACCCAACAGCAUCAUUAUGGUUUGUGUUGUUGCUCUGAGUGCGAUUUAGGAAGCAAGGUGGGUAAGAUUUCUAUAAAUAGAGUGGAUUUCAGGAGGGUCACCAUCUCGGCAAAUACCCCACAUACAUAGAGUGGCAACUUAGGUUCCAUAGAAUUAAUGGGCAUUCCACUGCAUGUCGCCAUGCAGCUUAAAUGACUGUUUCAAACUUCUUCCAUUAAAACGUGCAAUGAAGAGAAAAAGGAAGCUUUUAUUGGAAGGUACCUUGUUCUAUUAUGAACACCACAAAGGUUCCUCCUUAGGCUAAGAAGUUUCAGUUCUGAGCAGGAGCACUCACAUGUUUCUAAGUUUUACCUAAGUUUUUAUGUUAUCUUGGAUAGUUUUGUAGCAGUUGGUUUAAACAAAAGCAGCGACUGACAAGCCGCAGUUUUACAGAAAAGGCUAAGCCUGGAGAAAGAACAUCAAGCACUGGUAAUGUCCCCCACUUCGUUUCUAAUCAUGGUCAUCUAGUCUCAGAGUGAAUCACUGAAACAUUUGCUGGGGGCGAGGCUGAGCUAGUUGAAGGCUGGUGGCAAUCUGGACUAUGUACAGAGCAUGCACCUUAGUGAAGAACAGGAUGUCUUCAGCUAAAAUACUGCGGCUUUCUGUUCUUGUUACCUGAGCUAUACAAAGAUGAAGGAGGCUUUCUGCCCAAACUUGCUGCCCGUAGUGUAAGGAAGCCUUCUGGCCGUAUUGUCCCCGCACACACACUCACCAGAGACUUGGUCUGCUUCUCACACUGCAGUCUUCAUAACACACACGCACUGCUGCAGGAAAAGGCCCGCUGUCGACUGCAAAAAGGGCAGGUGGCACAAUGAAGGCCGCAGGGUCGAUGCUGCAGGUUUGCUUCCUGGCUGUCAGCCCAGUGCCUCAGAAUGAACGCUCACGCAGGCACACGGAUCGCCUCUCCAGCAGUGUUUCCACGCAUACUUCCCGACUUGCCACUUUCUCAUGUGUUCCAGCGGCAGACAGCCAGGAAACAUGCCCGCCCCUGUGCUGGGGCCCUCAGAAGCAGCCAUUUAAAUCUUUCUAUCCGGUCUCGUGUUGAGUUUUAGGGAACCAGACUCAAGAAGUGUGGUGGCUCAUGGCUCUCUCUUCUCUGGUGGACAACCACCUGUGUGAUCACCCUUGUGUUGCUUUUCCUUGCAUCUCCUGACAGGGAUGGACUUCCAGAUGUAUUAUGUGAAGAUGUGAGUCUGCUGCGGCGGGUGGCUGGAGACUCCCCUGCAGCUUGUACCAAUAUCAGAUAUGUGUCUUAAAACAAGUGUUUGUAUUGUACUAUAGGUUUGUAAUAUACAAUGCAGGUACUUCAUACAUUGUGUUUUAUCAGCCCUCAGGUGUGCAUCUGUGUACGCAAAAUUCAGUGUGAGAAACAGCCCUGUAGAAAUUGUAUCACGAAGUAAAAGGGGCUUGGGUGUUUAUUGGCCUUUAUGUUUGGACUCUUGCCUCUAACAUAUACAGAUGGUGUUGGGAAGAUGUAACUACUAGAAUAUCAUUACCUUCUAACCAGAGUUGACUGUGUAUAUACUGAGACGUUAAGGGCGGAAUAUCUGCCGCUGGUACGAAUUUAGUCACUUUAACAUUGGAACUUCUGCCUCAUUGAAUUCAGGGUUUAAUGUACUUGAAGCCGUUUCCAUUCUUUCUUUACAGCUUGUGUUUUAUUUAUGCAUUUUGUAUCGUAUAGCAAAAGUCUCUUUCCCCACCUUAACAUGGAAUAUAAGAUUGCUUUCCAUUCCUGUAGCACGUUACGGACGCAAGGCAAAAAGAAAGGACUCGGAAAGUGCCUGUGUGUCUCCCUGCGCCACGCUCUGAAGAAAGAGAGCUACUGUAUGAGGCAUCGGCAGCAUCACGACUUUCCACCUAAUGUUUACUUUCAGUACUAGCCCUCCUCCUUUCCCCGGUCCCCUUCACACAUUUCAGGGAAAAAUGCACUUACGAAAGCACUCCUGGACGUACUGCACAUAGCUUUGCGAGAUGGAGAUGGGCAAAUCAGCACCCAGCCAUGUCCUGCUGCUCCCGGGGUUUUGGAGAGAGUAAGAGGAAAUGAAGCAAGCACUUGGUGCACCUGUGUUUUCCGUGCCGAAAAUGAAGAGCACAUUCUACCAAACGGCCGUGCUGGGCAAUUACCUUUUCUGUCCAUGGAGUUUGCACAGAAAGCUACACAAGCUUCAUUGAAAGGAAGGAAGGAAGGAAGCCUAAGCACGGUACAUGGUGGAUUGUGUCCUUUUUAUCCAUAUGUAACUUCAUUUCAAAUAAAAGAAAAAAAAACCCUGCUGCUUUGCCAAAGCUGUUCACCAGUUCACUGCUUCCCAUUAGUGGUACUAAUGGGAAAUGUACAGUAACCUAGUAUGGCUUGAUUUCUACUGGGUUCUCUUUCUGCUUUUGGAAAGAAGUUAGAGCAACCUAUUGAAUGCUUCCCCAAACACUUGCCCCACAGCCCUCACACGGGGCAUCCUGGCGGAAUUGGCUCUCCGAAGAGAGCUAACAGGAUGAAACCUUUAGUUCUGCUUCUUACCCAUUCAGAUUGGUCUACUUAGCAUCCUUCCCCUGCACCUGUUUUCUUAAAUAACUUGUGUUGCCAUUGAAAACCAAGAUGGUAAAAUAGCUAUUAUGACUGGCGAGUAACAAGACUGUGUCUUUUUAUUGUUUAUAAGAGUAUGUGCUUAUUCUGAGUUUGCUAUUGAAAAGAAAAAAAAGACAAAUUCAUUUGUACCCACACAUGUGAUAUUGCACAACGGACACCAAUACCAACAAUUUGUCUCCAUUCCUGUGUACUCUUUAACUGUAACAAUGACUUUGUAGAAUCGUUAUUUCUGUAGACCUUGUUACUAUGUACCAAACUUUGUAGAUUCUGUGAAAUGUUAUUUUAACAAAAACCACCAGAGUCUUUAAUAGCAAAAUCAUUGAUAUUCACUUAAAAAUCAAUAUCUUAGGAGUUUCUCAACCCCAAAUAUAGAAGCUCUUAACACUAACAAGUAGUGUUAAUUUUCCCUGGGGGUGUUCCAUGGGGACGUUACUGUAUUAUGACUUGAUGUUGCUGCGUAGACUUUGAGACUUAACAACAUUUUGGAGGGUUUUGUUGUUUACCUAUGUUCUCUUGCAUAGUGUGAAAUCUAUAAACCUUGGUUAACCUGUAUAUAGAUAGCUCAUUGUUUACUAGUCAUAGUGUAUCUAGAAUUGCCUGUAAUAUUUUAGCUUCUUACUGAAUGUGAGUGAUGGUAGGAACAUAAUUUUUGUACAUUAUAUUUACUGAGAUGUUGCCUUUUUUAUUUUACAAAUACUUUGGAAUUCAGAUGUGUUUUUGCUUCCGUGAAAAUUAAUUUGGAAAGGUUUUUAAAAUGACAUUCCACUGAUUUAAAUCUUUGCUUGAGGUUGACUUCAAUAAAUUGUUCUGAAUGUU